AUCAAUCGCAAAACAAACAUCGACCCAGCACAAGUAUUCUCUCGGUCACUCUCUUAUCUCUCUUACCCUCUCUCCAUCUCAUAUUCAUAACAUAAGGGAUCUUUUAAUACAUGGUUUUUUUAUCUAUAUAUACCGUACGCCUGUUUACAAACUGGACUCUCUAAUAUACUAUCAUUUGAUUAUUUCUAUGAAAUUCUAAACUCGUUGAGUAUAUAUAUGUACACGUAACUAUACAUAGCUAGGACCAUCGUUAUGUGGAAGUUGAAGAUAGGAGAGGGAAAUGGAGAAGAUCCUUACUUGUUCAGCAGCAACAACUUCGUCGGACGUCAAACAUGGGAGUUUGAUCCCAAAGCCGGCACACCUGAGGAACGAGCCGCCGUCGAAGAUGCUCGCCGGAACUAUUUAGACAACCGUCCCCGUGUUAAAGGUUGCAGUGAUCUCUUGUGGCGAAUGCAAUUUUUGAAAGAGGCGAAAUUCGAGCAAGUGAUCCCGCCGGUGAAGAUCGACGACGGCGAAGGCAUAACUUACAAAAACGCGACGGAUGCGUUACGGAGAGCAGUUUCUUUCUACUCGGCUUUGCAGUCCUCCGAUGGCCACUGGCCGGCGGAAAUCACCGGAACUCUCUUCUUCCUUCCUCCAUUGGUAUUUUGUUUCUAUAUCACAGGACACCUCGAGAAGAUAUUUGAUGCAGAACAUCGCAAAGAGAUGCUUCGGCAUAUCUAUUGCCACCAGAACGAAGACGGUGGAUGGGGUUUACAUAUUGAGGGAAAGAGCGUUAUGUUCUGCACCGUACUGAAUUACAUAUGCUUGCGUAUGCUCGGAGAAGGUCCCAAUGGAGGGCGCAAUAACGCCUGCAAACGGGCCAGGCAAUGGAUUCUUGACCAUGGUGGUGUGACUUAUAUUCCUUCUUGGGGAAAAAUUUGGCUCUCGAUACUCGGAAUCUAUGAUUGGUCUGGAACCAACCCAAUGCCUCCCGAGAUUUGGUUGCUGCCUUCUUUCUUUCCAAUACACUUAGGAAAAACUUUGUGUUAUACCCGGAUGGUUUAUAUGCCCAUGUCUUAUCUAUAUGGGAAACGAUUUGUUGGUCCUCUUACACCUCUUAUUAUGCUAUUGCGCAAAGAACUGCACUUGCAACCUUAUGAGGAAAUCAAUUGGAACAAAGCGCGCCGUCUAUGUGCAAAAGAAGACAUGAUUUAUCCUCAUCCUCUGGUUCAAGAUUUGUUAUGGGACACUCUUCACAAUUUUGUGGAGCCUAUCCUUACAAAUUGGCCGUUAAAAAAACUUGUACGGGAAAAGGCUCUUCGAGUGGCAAUGGAACACAUACAUUAUGAGGACGAAAAUAGCCAUUAUAUUACCAUCGGAUGUGUUGAGAAGGUUCUGUGCAUGCUUGCUUGCUGGAUCGAGAAUCCUAAUGGAGAUCACUUUAAGAAACAUCUCGCUAGAAUUCCGGACUUCAUGUGGGUUGCUGAAGACGGACUGAAAAUGCAGAGCUUUGGAAGUCAACUCUGGGACACAGUUUUUGCGAUUCAAGCUUUACUUGCUUGUGACCUUUCUGACGAAACUGAUGAUGUACUCAGGAAAGGACACAGUUUCAUCAAAAAAUCCCAGGUUAGAGAAAACCCUUCAGGUGACUUUAAGAGCAUGUAUCGCCAUAUUUCCAAAGGAGCCUGGACUCUGUCCGAUCGAGAUCAUGGAUGGCAAGUCUCAGAUUGUACAGCUGAAGCUUUGAAGUGUUGCAUGCUGCUCUCCAUGAUGCCAGCUGAGGUCGUUGGCCAGAAAAUAGAUCCUGAACAAUUAUAUGAUUCUGUUAAUCUCUUGCUAUCGUUGCAGGGUGAAAAAGGAGGUUUGACUGCAUGGGAGCCUGUCCGUGCACAAGAAUGGCUGGAAUUGCUCAAUCCCACAGAUUUCUUUACUUGUGUUAUGGCUGAACGCGAGUAUGUAGAAUGUACCUCAGCUGUUAUACAAGCUUUGGUACUGUUCAAACAACUUUAUCCGGAUCACAGGACAAAAGAGAUCAUCAAGUCGAUUGAGAAAGGGGUGCAAUUCAUUGAAAGCAAACAAACGCCUGAUGGUUCAUGGCAUGGAAACUGGGGUAUCUGUUUCAUCUACGCUACUUGGUUUGCUCUGAGCGGCCUAGCAGCCGCUGGUAAAACUUACAAAAGUUGCCUGGCUGUGCGCAAAGGUGUAGAUUUCCUGCUUGCGAUACAGGAAGAAGAUGGAGGUUGGGGCGAAAGCCAUCUGUCAUGCCCUGAGCAGAGAUACAUACCAUUAGAAGGGAACAGAUCAAACCUAGUGCAAACCGCAUGGGCUAUGAUGGGUUUGAUUCAUGCCGGACAGGCCGAGAGAGAUCCUACACCUCUUCACCGUGCUGCGAAACUUAUCAUCACUUCACAACUUGAAAAUGGGGACUUUCCGCAACAGGUAAGUUUCAAACAUCCCCUUUUCGAUCGAUAUAUGAAUAUCUCCUGAAGCAUACAUAAGUUUUGAGAUUUAGAAUAAUGUUACCUCCUUUAUCGUACCUUUCUAUUGCCUAGUACUUCAUACUCUGUAAUAAUAAAAAUCAGAUCGAAUAUUGAUGUCAUGGACCUGAACUCACUUUUCUUGUUUCUAACGAUAGUAAAUAUAAAAUUGAUGUGUAUAUGUAAUGAGUUUAAUUAUUCUUUGUUAUUGUCGUGUCUUUGCAGGAAAUAUUAGGAGUGUUCAUGAAUACAUGCAUGCUACACUAUGCUACGUACAGAAACAUCUUCCCACUAUGGGCACUCGCGGAAUAUCGGAAAGCUGCCUUCGCAACUCAUCAAGAUCUUUAGCUCUUUCUUAAUAGUCAAUCUUUAAAAGAGAUUUGGCUCUUCUUUAAUAAUAUUAUACACAAUUCUGUAGAUAUGAAAGACAAAAUAAUAUUAUUAGGAGACUUGAUGUUCUUAAUCUGAGAGACUGGGGUUGAGAUUUGCGUUAAGCAAAAUGUCAGGAGAUUUGAUGUUCUUUUGCAUUAAAGACGGUGAACAGUUAUGAUCACAAGAAAGGUAAUGAAAGACUGUUUUGUUUUCGUUUGUGUUUUUGUCUAUCUAAGAACAUAAUCGAUGGCUCCAGUGGUUCCCAAGACAGAAUUUUUUUUUUCAUUAGUAUAUUUCUAAUUAAUCAAGAGUUGAAACAUACACGGAUAGAGCUUCCUGAGAAUCAGCUGACACAUUUGCUG
Messenger RNA from Arabidopsis thaliana (thale cress), 3193 nucleotides. It is a transcript of the gene LUP2, whose product is annotated as lupeol synthase 2. Gene Ontology annotation, molecular function: alpha-amyrin synthase activity; lupeol synthase activity; intramolecular transferase activity. The transcript has 16 exons. Gene Ontology annotation, biological process: triterpenoid biosynthetic process. The record is from RefSeq and is marked reviewed. The coding region runs from base 253 to 2469 and encodes 738 amino acids. Gene Ontology annotation, cellular component: lipid droplet. Lineage: Eukaryota; Viridiplantae; Streptophyta; Magnoliopsida; Brassicales; Brassicaceae.